Eucalyptus grandis is the source of this 945-nucleotide messenger RNA. RefSeq lists its product as uncharacterized. Bases 331 to 945 code for a protein of 204 amino acids. Gene Ontology annotation, molecular function: transketolase activity. The record is from RefSeq and is a predicted model, not a curated record. Gene Ontology annotation, biological process: pentose-phosphate shunt. Gene Ontology annotation, cellular component: cytosol. NCBI's taxonomy places the organism in Eukaryota, Viridiplantae, Streptophyta, Magnoliopsida, Myrtales, Myrtaceae. The transcript has a single exon.
GAUGCUGAAGGAUCAAACUAACCAGAUGGAGCGAAUCAAGAAACGGGUUUGAACGAAUUACUCAUGAAUAAGCGAAGAUAACAGAGCCUCCCCUCCCCUGUUUUUCCUCUGUCCUGCAUGCCCGCCACGUACUGGCGAAGGUUUUCUUCGUUCUCCGGCGGCCACCUGGAUCUCUCGGGAGUCGGUCGAUCUUCCAUGAAUGGCGGCUUACGUAAGCGCCCUGAUCUUUCCAACCUUCAUCUGCACUUCCAUGGUUAUUCCAACCCAACGUCUGUCGGUUACUUCCUCUGCUUUAGCUACGAUCCGAGAUAAGGGAACCAGCUUUCGUCCAUGGCGAUCUCGUCGCUCCUCCAUAACCAAUACCCAUCUUUUUGUUCCUACAGAAGGAGCAAGUUAUCUGCUAAAUCCAUCGCUUGCAGCUCGCUCAAGACCCAAGAUUGUAAACCAGCUGCUCAACGCUCUUCUCUGUCCAGAGACGACAAGCUCUCAUGGAAAGAGGAGCUCAAGAAGGCUUACCAGAGAGAGAUUCCCAAUCUGAAUUGGGACAAACUGGAGGAAUUGGAGGAUGAGUCGUUCCAGAACUUGGUCGACAAGCGAUGCGUGGACAAUGUGAGGAUGCUGAUCGUGGAUUCGGUCCAGAAUGCCAAGGCCGGACACCCCGGGAUGGCGCUCGGGAUGGCCGGGGUUUUGUUCUUGUUGUACCGGCAUGUGAUGAAGUACAAUCCCAAGAAUCCAAAGUGGUUCAACAGGGACAGGUUUGUGUUGAGUGCCGGGCAUGGUUGCUUGCUUCAGUACGUUUGUCUCCAUCUCGCCGGGUUUGAGUCUGUUCAGGUAUGUGAACUUUUCUUUUGCUCAGUUCAGAGGAUGUCAUAUGUUUGCUCUAAUUCUCGAGAACGGAUCGUGCGUAAAGCUGAAUUUAGUUAUUGCUUGCUGGUUAUUCAUUAA